Fusarium sp. VM40 is the source of this 1575-nucleotide messenger RNA. Lineage: Eukaryota; Fungi; Ascomycota; Sordariomycetes; Hypocreales; Nectriaceae. The record is from the annotation of a GenBank genome assembly.
AUGACUGUCACCAUCAAAAUGGAGCCAUCUUUCCAAGGCAACCAAUUCCUUCCUGGUACAGCGGCCUACAAGCGCGCCAACAACAUCUAUGCCACCUCCACCUACGGCGUCAGUCGCGACAUGAACCCCUCAGAGAUCCUCCAGCCUGCAAGUAUCGAGGACAUCCAAGCAGUUGUCAGAGCCGCUGCCAAAAUGGGAAAACCCCUCGCCAUCAGAUCUGGUGGUCACCAAUACAGCGGUGCAUCCUCGACUGGCUCUCAGGGCAUUCAGCUGGACUUGAAGCCUACUUUCCGCCGUCCCAACGUUGAUCUCAAUAUAUUGAGGGAAAAUGGCAAGGUGUACCUUCGAUCCAGCGUCAGCUGGCACCUCACUGAGAUCUUUGACUUUCUCAAGGAUAAUGGCGUUUUCAUGCCGACUGGUCAGUGCUCUACCGUCUGUCUCGGUGGGCACGUCCAGACCGGUGGCUAUGGUAUGCUUGCACGAUCAUUCGGUCUUCUCGGAGAUUGGGUUCGAGAGCUUGAGAUCGUCGACUACAAUGGCGAGUUAGUCACGGUCACCAAAGACACUCAUCCAGACCUUUUUUACGGGUUUCUCGGAGGCAGCCCCGGCAAUCUUGGUGUCCUGACGCACUUCAAGAUCGAAGUCCAAGAUGACAAGAAUCAUCAGGGCUCCAAGGGCUUAUGGGUAGGCUUCGGUUAUUCGGAGGAGACACUCAAGACUUUGCUUGAUAUUCUCGUCCAGAAGGGAGAAGAUCCAAAGUUCCCUCGUGGCUACGACUUUACUGUCAACAUUGUCAGUAGACAAGCCAAUCUGCUGGAUCUCUUCCCUGGUUCUGAAGACGAACUCAAGCAGAAGCUUCCAAACAAUAUCCACGACGGAAAAGACAAUAUUGCUGAUCUACUCAAGUUCAAAUACGCAAUGAUUGUCGUCUACGCACAAUGGGUCAAUCUCAACGAGGAGCCAUAUUCCCCUGAUCUCUUCACUCAGAUCAAGAACGUACCAAACGAGUUCAAGAUUGUCAAAGAGGCUCCCGAAGGCACUCCGAUGUCUGCUAUCGCAGCCAUGUGGCUGUUCGGAAGCCCCCGUGAAUUUCCCUACCCCUACGAUAAGCGCACCAACAGCUCCACAUCCACCGAGCUGUCCAAGACAGGCUGGUCAUCCUGGUUCUCGGGCCGUAUCGAAGAAGUUAUCAAAGAUAAGCAUAACGGCCUCUGGGUCUCAUCUCAGCUGCAAGUCUAUGGCGGCGAGCAGUCCAUGUUUCGCAGAAACGCAGGUAACGGCACAGCUUAUUGCUUUCGAGACGCUACUUUUGGAGGAACCUGGGAUGUGUUCUACCAGGAUACCAAAGAGGCAGCUGAGAAGUGGCAGGCGGUGAAUGACGAGGGCAGAACAAAGUACUUCAGCAAGGAAGAUCGACGUGUUCUCUGGGGGUCGUAUGGUGAUUGGAACAUGAAGGACGUUUGGCAAUUCUACUACGACCCAGAGACGUAUAAGAAGAUGCAGAAGAUCAGGCAGACGUACGAUCCAAACGGGACUUUUACUGCGAACCCUUUCUGCGUGGAGGCUCUGAAGUAG